AUGCGCCCCCGGAGCUCCGCGGGACAGAUCCGCCCGGCUUGGGCGCGCACAUUUUGGGCCACGGCAGAAACGCGGCUGCCCGCUGAGUACUUGAUGGCGGGGCUUGUGGUGGAGGAAAACAGGGAGGACACCCGGGGCACCUCCGCCGCGCUGAGAACGCUCAGGAGCCCCGCGACCCCGGCGCCGCGCGCCACGAACAGCACAUAUCUAAAUGAGAAGUCACUCCGACUGACAGAGAUGUGCAAAAGUCUGAAGUAUGGCUUCAAGUCUUUAUCUAACAAAACAAAGCGGUACUCAGAGGGUGAUUACCUUCAGAUGAUCACAAAUAUACAGAACUGUCCAUGGAGAAGGCAAGCAGAAGAAUAUGAGAACUUCAGAGCAACACUUACUUCCUGUUGUGAUGCCAUCCAAAACUUCGUGGUUUCUCAGAACAACACUCCAGUGGGCACUAACAUGACUUACGAGGUGGAAAGUAAAAAGCAAAUCCCAAUCAGAGAGAACAUUUUCCAUAUGUUUCCAGUGGUGAGUAACAAUGGCUGGUGCAACCUGCCUCCAACCACAGGAAACAUUAGUAAAGAUGUGGGCAGCAAAACCAAUCUUGUGACUGUGAACCCCAGUAUCAUUACACUGAAAUAUGGGAACUUGAAGGAGAAGAAGGCAGUAUUUUUGGAGGACAUAGCCACCUACGGAGAUGCAUUCCUUCUUCUUCCAGCAUUUUCCUUCCGGGCCAACACUGGCACCUCUUUUAAAGUAUACUACACACUCAAAGAAUCUAAAGCAAGACAAAAGGUUCUCUUUUUCCAUCCCAAGUACCUGAAACACCUUGCUCUUUUCUGGAGAACUAAAGGGGUGACUGCAUACCGCUUGUCGACCGGCUUGAUGAUCACAAGUGUGGCAGUGGAACUGUGUGCCAACGUGAAGCUCUAUGGCUUCUGGCCCUUCUCGAAAACUCUAGAAGACACACCUGUCAGCCACCACUACUAUGACAACACAUUACCCAAACGCGGUUUCCAUCAGAUGCCCAGAGAAUACAACCAGAUUCUCCAACUUCAUGUGAAAGGAAUCCUCAAAUUACAAUUUAGCAAAUGUGAGCUAGCUUAAAGCGUCUUCACAUGGGAAUGAGUUUUUAAUGUGAUGCAGGAAGUAGGUGAGUUACAGAGAUUUCCAAAAGCUACUUACAGAAUAUUUAUAAUAGCACAGCUCCAGAACUUGGGUUGGUAAAAGUUCUUCUGCUAAACUUUCCAACCUCCCAAAAUCAUUCCCAAGCUUCCAUUUCCUUCCCAGAAAAAUGGGAACCACAGUAUCUAACUCGGGCAAGCAAAAUGGGAUAAUUUGUGAGAACUCUUGGCCUAGCAUUUGGUGUGAAGUAUGAGAUAGGGACCUGAUGAACACUUCCUAUUUCUAACAGUCCUCACCAGACUGUCAGUAAGGGUAGAAUAUGCUGGAACCCUUUUGUGAAACAAACAGCCGAAUCACCAGUGUGUGCUGCGUUUCUUUCUCUCACAGCCUUCUCUUUAUGAAUCAGAUCCUCCCUGUUUUACUUUCUGUCCUAUAAGAACGUACAUACCAGAAAUUGAUAUAGUUGAGCAAGAAAUCUUUAAUCAUUCAGGGAUGAAAUUCUCUGCCUUGUCAGGGUUUGUUUCUGAUUAGCCACGGUGUAUUAGUUAGGUUUCGGCCACUUCUUUCCAUCUUGUUAGCUAUCAUUUUAAUCCCUCUUUAUCAUUUUUAUUAACUUUGUGUUCAGCUUUGUAACUUUUUUUUUGUUCUCCCCACUGACAGGAUCAUGAAGAGUUACAAUAGUUAGCUUUUCUUACCUGUUAUCUGGCCUAUGGGACACUUACUCAAUUUAAAGCUUAAAGAAAUUGGGGAGGAGGGGAUUUGAGUUGUAC
Messenger RNA from Dipodomys ordii (Ord's kangaroo rat), 1889 nucleotides. It is a transcript of the gene St8sia6, whose product is annotated as ST8 alpha-N-acetyl-neuraminide alpha-2,8-sialyltransferase 6. The coding region runs from base 1 to 1101 and encodes 366 amino acids. Lineage: Eukaryota; Metazoa; Chordata; Mammalia; Rodentia; Heteromyidae. Gene Ontology annotation, biological process: N-glycan processing; oligosaccharide metabolic process. Gene Ontology annotation, molecular function: alpha-N-acetylneuraminate alpha-2,8-sialyltransferase activity. The record is from RefSeq and is a predicted model, not a curated record. The transcript has 7 exons.